AUGCAGACUCCCUACCCCUGUCCGAGGCUGUCGGUGCUAAGGCAGCCCGCACCACCUUGGGCACCAUCAGAGUUCAGAGCCGAGGCAGUGGGGUGGCUGCUCCCUUCCAUGACUUCAUUUGGAAGAGCUGCACUCAUCGCUGUCCAGUUCUUCGGGUGGUUGCUGGUUCAGGACCGGAUCCACACUAGGAGCGUCCUCCUGCGGAAGCACAUCAUCACUGUGGCUGAGGCUGGCUGCCCCCUCUGCACUGCCAGAUUAUGCCUGCGUGUUUCGACGAGAACACCAAAAAAACCUAAUUCAGCUCUACGUAAGAUAGCAAAAGUACGGUUGAGCAAUCGACAUGAUAUAUUUGCUCACAUUCCAGGUGAAGGUCAUAAUUCACAGGAACAUUCUAUAGUCUUAGUCAGAGGAGGUAGAGUGAAAGAUUCGCCAGGUGUGAAAUCCCAUCGUAUUCGAGGAGUCAAGGAUUUGCUGGGAAUUCCGGAUCGUAGAAAGGGGAGACUCCACAACAUGCGGAUUUGCCAGCGUGGACUCCAACUAUUGAACUGGAUCAUCCAGGAGCUCAGCAUAUUUACCCAGGUAGGUGGAGCUGAGGAGUGGUGAGCGACUUAUCACUCUUAAACUGCUUGCCACUGCGAUUAUCUUGACCUUCACAUUCAAUUUCUUCCUCCUUCUCUUGUCAUAUCAUCAGGCAUGUCUGAAUCACGGUCUAUAUAUAUUACCCACACGAGCUUCCACUUCAAAACUGGGCUUUGUAGCCACUUUCUUUGGACACAAAAUCCCUCUCUUCUACAAGAAAAGCCGGCUCAACCAUCGGCACUAGGGCACAGAAAAUUCUGUGCUGCCAAGUGAAAGCCAUGCCCGUCAUCUGAGUUUUACCAGUGAGGGAGCCUACACCACACAAACCGAGAUAAUCCCCUCAAAGGUCUGGAGGGACACCGCUGAUCAAGCACACACAGAUCCUUCAAGUACCAUUUAUUAUAAUCUACCUUCAAGGACCAUUGGUUAAACUUUAGAGAGCAUGCAGUAUUUUGCACGUUGACCUGGCCAAUGUGAUAAUCUGAGUGAGCUCUAGAUUUGAUUGAAAUUGCAAUUUGAACUCAUUGUCGUGACGUACAUCCCACUGAAAUUGAUCCACUGUGAUUAGCUACUCUAGCUCGGCGGCCGUUGCAGCAGUAGAGUCCCCCAGAUGCACGAACAAUUCCCGUCAGUGAGUUCUCUUGCCUUGUAAGAAACGAGGUGGAGUGCAGCAUCUCGAAGAACAUAAGCUCGUCUUGAGCAUGUACAUAAAGACCAUGGGUUUUGGUAGCCUUAAAAUCCGGCAUGCUUCCUAAUCGUGCUCCGGAGACUCGCAAAUAUGGCAUAGCACAGCUAUACACUCAAUAGACACAUGCCCUUGAGGUUGCAUCUGAAGCACUUGAUCUUGAAUUUUCACUCUUGUUUUUGGUCGUGUGGUCACGUUAACCGUUUUGGAAGAACCGGCAGUUCCACCAUUCUGCUGCUGAACAGGGACAAUCCCCGGCUACUGAAUCACCACAAUAGGCUCCACCUCACAUUACUCAACCGUGCUGCACAGGAUAUACACACUGAACUGAUGCUGGCAUCUUCUGCAGCACAGCACCCGCUGCCAGUGCCGGCGCGUUAGGUUUGGCGCCUGUACCUUCCCCUCUCACUGCUCCCUACCCCUGCUUCUGUAUAGCCGCCAGCUUGUUUGGCUACAGAAGGCAACAAUGGCGGUCCUUGUCUGCAGAGGCGUCCGCCACCUCCCUUAAAUAUUCACCUCCACCACUUUUUACUUGAGAGGACGAUUCCACAUGAACCCUAUGGGCAACAUAAUGGAUCCUCCUAUCUAGUAAUGGAGGACCUAAACCAAAAGCAUUUGGCCUUUACGCUGGUUGUUAGUGCUUGAGGGAGAUGUAACUUUGUUAUCCAGUUUUUUCUAGGCUUGUUAAUAACUCUUGUACACCUUUUCUCCUUUUAUUACCUAUAUGACAUGGGCAGAGCACCAGCCUUUCACAUCAAAAACAUAAUGAAUCCCCUGCCAAUGAUGAGGCCCGCAUGCUAGCAUGCUGGCCCGAGUUGAGCCGGCCCAUAUACCCACCCAACCCGUCCAUGGAAUUUGAAAACCUUAUUGUUGAUGCCUCGCGGUAGUAACCUGAUCAGGCAAACACCGGUUGCACUGCAAAAGACGAUCUGGUUGCUGGUGAUUGUUGAACCGACGUUGACAAAACCAAUGUAGGUACGUAACACGCCACGCUGAUGCCGCCGUGGACAAAGACAGACCCGAUGACCGCUACUGCAGUGUCAUUGAACCUGCCUGAUGUAGGGCGUGUCCUAGUCCAAAAGGCAGUCAUUCUGUUGGCACAAAAACAGAGCAGCGUUCAUCGUGUGUUGUAGCUAGUGGAGAGUGGUACUUGGGUCAAGCCGGUGUGGCUGGACGUGUGUGGGCAUGUGUUAUAUAAAGCACUGUAAUAGGUUUGUGUUGGUUGAGAGGCAAGAAACGGAAAAAAGGCGCAAGGCCUUGUUCCUCAAAACUCCUUGUGUGUGUUCUCAAAGGCACAUGGCAGACAUAGUACAACUUAAAAUUUUGAUUUGUGUCCACGUGUGUGGAUGUGGGUACAUGGUUAGCAUUUGCUUCACAUCAUGCACGACCAACUCUAACCUAAGCUCUUGUUAG
This is a messenger RNA of Aegilops tauschii subsp. strangulata, 2677 nucleotides long. The record is from RefSeq and is a predicted model, not a curated record. Lineage: Eukaryota; Viridiplantae; Streptophyta; Magnoliopsida; Poales; Poaceae.